GUCGGUUGCCUGUAACCAGACAGCAGAACUCCACACCUUUCCGUCCUAUCUCCAAUGAACCUCGAAGUUCCUCCUCGCCAUGGCUCCCACGACACUCUCUCCGAGUCGAACUCUUUUCAGCCUUAACCAUGGCUUCUAACAAUCGUGUGGUUACGCGCAAACGCCGGCGCGUGGACGACGAUCCCACGACCCCGAAACCGGAACCCCCGUUUAUCCGGUGGUUGAAGGAAAAUCGAGCUGCUGACGUCACCCGCAGGUGGCUUGCUGAUGAUAGUACUGACCGGGAGCCAGCAGUUACUCUUGACCGACUUAUCGGGGUUAGAACCGACCGGGAGAUCGGGGUCAGUGACCGUUGGGAGGUGGUAGUACCUGGUAAGUGCGCUCGACGAUCGACGACGGCAAGGACGGCUGCGACUCGUUGCGACGCGGACGACAACGAAGACGGCGACGAGGACGGCGACGACGAGUUGGACGGCGAUGUGGACCUCGAGUCUGCAGACGACAACUUGGGUGGCUUCAACGAAGGAGCAGGAACGGAUAUAGAGCGCGGUGGAGCGGAAGCAGGUGAACGAAAUGCAGGUAGUAACAGUACUCUCUGUAAAGUCGGCGCAGUGAAGGCGAAUCGCGUGUGGAGCGACGCGGAGAUGGCGGAGCUGGCAGCGGGGACCUCCUCCGGCAGUAGCGCGCACACGGCUCGCUGCAAUGCUACAGGCGCUCGCUGCAAUGCUACAGGCUCUCGCUGCAAUGCUACAGGCGCUGGUUGCAAUGCUACAGACGCUGGUUGCAAUGCUACAGACGCUGGUUGCAAUGCUACAGACGCUGGUUGCAAUGCUACUGGCGCUGGUCGUAAUGCUACAGGCGGCGCAGGGAAAAACCGCCUGUGCAGCGACGCAGACAUGGUUCUUGAGUUUACUCUUAAGAAGCAGCGCCAGUGGAGCGAUGGCGAGAUGGCGGAGCUAGCGGCCGCCAUGUGGAUCACGCGCGGGGAGAUCGUCCCCAUGCGCGGAGGCAUAAGCAGCCACUAUUGGCGGAAGAUCCGCUGCUUGAUCCGGCAGGGGAACCCCGCGUGGUCGCGCCUGCCGGCGGCGAUGGCGCGGCAGUGGAAGCGGAUGAAGAAGAGGUACGAUGGGGCCAGGCACGCUGAGCGGCGCCGGCAGCAGCAGCAGCAGCAGGGGGAGGGGAGAGCGGCUGAUGCCGCGGAUAGGCUGUUUGGUAACGCGCCGGUGGGGGAGGAGGGGGGAAGGGAUGGGGGGAAGGAAGGCGGGGAGGAAUGGGGGGAGGAAGAGGGGAAGCCGGAAUGGCAUGAGUAUGUGAGGCUCUAUUACUUGGCGGAGCAAAACUCGCCUGACGGUGGUGGUGGUGAUGGUGUGGAUGAGUGGGAAGACGAGGCAGACGCUACAGCAGCAGGGGGAGCAGGAGAGCCGCACGCAGCAGCAGCAGCAGCAGCAGCAGAGGGACAAAGGGAGACACCAGCAUACGCGUUUCCAGAGAUCCCAGCACCACUUUUUCCACCAUCGCUCCUACCGCCCACAGCAAUGGUACCAGCAGCAGCGCCGUUGCCGUUGCUACCUUUGAUGGCUGCAGCACCUUGCAGGACUUCCGCAUUCGCAACUGGUGGCCCCGACAGCUAUCUGAUGUCCCUGCGCAGCAUGGUCACUCCCGUUACUCCUGUUGCUCCCGUUACUCCUGUUACUCCUGUUACUCCUGUUACUCCUGUUACCGCAGUUGCUGUUGCAGAGUUGGGGAACGGCUCUGAACGACAAUGUAUCGCAGCCGGCCAAGUCCAACAGAAGCACAGCCGAGAGCCAGAGCUCGUGGUAAGGGGGCGAGGGGCAAGAUGGGGGCAGGAAGAGGGUGAAGAAGAAACGGAUUCAGAGGAGGAGGAGGAAGAGUCAGGUGCAGGCCAUACCUCCUCGGACUCAUUGGAUGAACGUGAAGCUGCUGCUGCUGGUGGGGGUGGUGGUGCAGGGGCAGGGAGGAUGCGGACGAGCAGGCCGUGGAAAGAGGCGGAGUUGACCGAGCUGGCAGCGGCGGUGUGGUCUGCACGGCGCUGGGUGGUGGUGCAGAGGAAAGGGAAGAAGGGCAGGAACUACUGGCGGGAGAUCCGGCACGUGAUCCGGAGGGGGAACCCGGGGUGGAACCGCCUGCCGUCCGCCAUGUCGCAGCAGUGGCACCGCUUGAAGGCCAGGUACCGCGCCCUGAGGGACGCCGACAGGCAGGAGAGAGAUGCAGAGAAGGAGUGCGAGCAGGGGGAGAAAGGGUGUGGUAAUGGCGUGAUGGUGGCUGAGGUGGAGGCAGGCGGGCAGGCAGAGGGGAGGGCAGGAGGGUUGGCUGGGGGCAGGGCAGGGGGGAGGCCAGGGAGGAAGGCAGGGGUAAAAGCAGGGGGAAAGGAAGGGGUAAAACCAGAGUGGUAUGAGUAUGUGAGACUCUACUGUUUGGAGCGAAACACACCUGACGCGCAUGCCGUUGACCAUGGUGGGGAUGGUGAUGGUGGUGAUGGUGUGUGGGAUGAAUGGGAUGAUGCAGCAGAGGACGUGUGGGAUGGUGCACGAGGAAGUGGGCGGGAGGCUGCAGGCGCUGCAGCACCAAUUAUAGCACCGGAUCCAGCAGCAGCAGCAGCAGCAGCAGCAGCGGUUCCAGCGCCAUCACCACUUGUACCUUUGACGAUCCCUGUGCUGCCAACUGCCUCUCCACUUGCAGCAAGGGGAUCCGACAAUUAUCUCUUAUCCCUUCGUAACAGGGUUGCUCCUGUUACCACAGCUCCUGCUCAAGGUCUUACAGAGGUUAGGGUGAGGGCGGCAGCACCCGGUGAGCUGAUGGCACAUGGGGGGGGAAGCAGAGAGAGAGGGUUGGCGGGGAGAGGAGGAACAGUGAUGGGGGAGUCUGUAUCUGAGGUGGCUCAAAGAUUGUGGGCGGCAACAGCUGGUGGGAUGGCGCAUGCAGGGGUGAGGAGAGAGAGGGGGUCAGCAGGAGGAGGCACAGAGAUGGGUGGGAUGGGGGGGUUGGGGGGGAUGGGGGGGGUGCGUAUGGGACAGGUAUUGACAGGUACAAGCGGGGAGAAUGCACGGAACUUCCUUGCAGUGAGCAUGGGUGAGAGGCUAACUGCUGCAAUGGGCGCUGCUGUGAGAAACGCAUGCUUUCAGGUGGAGCAGCACUCCCCAGAGGUGGCUCGAAACGUGUGUGCGCAGCUGGAGAGGCUCCGGGGAAAGCUUCUGGAGGAUGCCUGCACUCAAGUCGAGCAACUCUCCACCCGACUGGCUGAGAACGCGCGCGGUCAGUUUGAGGGCCUUGUGAGAGAACUGGCUGGGUCUGAGGUGCCGGGCCGCCAUGGCAAGAGGCGGAGGAGGUAGCAGUGUUGUGUAGAGGUUUGGAUGGCAGUGGUGGUGGCCAGAGCUGGGGGAGUCUAUUGAAGUAAACUGGAGUCUGAGUUGGUGGGUCAAGAUGGCAAGAGAAAGAGGGGGUAUGGUAGCGUUGUAGUUGAUUUCAUGGCAGAGGCGCAUUCCUCCUGAGCUCCAGCCCCAUGAUACUACGACGA
This is a messenger RNA of Closterium sp. NIES-67, 3535 nucleotides long. The record is from the annotation of a GenBank genome assembly. Lineage: Eukaryota; Viridiplantae; Streptophyta; Zygnematophyceae; Desmidiales; Closteriaceae.